Messenger RNA from Plasmodium reichenowi, 948 nucleotides. Its product is annotated as putative membrane protein. Gene Ontology annotation, cellular component: membrane; endoplasmic reticulum. The record is from RefSeq and is a predicted model, not a curated record. Lineage: Eukaryota; Apicomplexa; Aconoidasida; Haemosporida; Plasmodiidae. The transcript is spliced from 9 exons. Gene Ontology annotation, biological process: membrane organization; endoplasmic reticulum tubular network organization. Bases 1 to 948 code for a protein of 315 amino acids.
AUGAGUAAUUUAACAGCAGCAGAAGAAAAGUUUUUGAAACAUGAUUGGGUUAAUGACAAGAACUGGAAAUUGUACCUAAGUAAUUUGUAUCCUUCUCCUUCAAUAAAUAAUAUUGAGAAAUAUAAAAAGAAAUACUUCCAAAAAAAUAUCGAUAAAGAUCUUGAUAUAAAUACAAACUUUAGUAGUGUAAAAGAUCAAAAACAAGAAUCUCCGAACUCUAACUUUUAUUCAUAUAAUAAUAAUAUUUAUAGUUAUAAAGGAAAGUUACCAGUUAUAAUAUUUUUCUAUUCCACAUUUGUUUUAUGUGCCAGUUUAUUCUAUUUCCUAUUAUUAUCACUAAAUAUAAAUUUAUAUAAAAAAUUGGGAACGUUUAUGUCGUUGUCUUAUUUGUUUGCUUAUUUGGGAUUAUUAUUAUUAGAUUAUAAAACACAGAAAAAUAACUUUUCCUUAGUCAAUUUUUUUUCAUGUGAAAAAGGUCAUUAUUUAUCAUAUUCUAUGAUCCUAUUUUUUAUUAAAGAUGCCGUUCUGAUAUUCCUUCCUAUAUUUUUAACACUCUUGAUUAAUAUUUAUCUAAUUUAUAAACAAUUAAAAUCUAGUCUUGUGCCAUUUAUCCAAAAGAAUUAUUAUAUUAAUAAAUUAGUUUCCUACAUGGACAAAAUGAUAUUAAAUGUUUACAUGAUGAGAGCAAAUAUAGAAAUUUACAAUUUACUUUUUAUUAUCAUAUGUUUAUUUUUCAGAAGAGCUAGCUUAUUAAAUUUAAUCAUAUAUACACAUUUCUUUAAAUUGAAAUACGCUUCCUCUGAUUCUUAUUUCCACGCUUGUUAUUCAAAAAAUGGAGAAAUGAUUAGACAAUAUUUAUCGCAUCCCAUGGUACCCAGAAUAUUCCUAAAUAUAUUUAAUAAGAUAUCUCAUUAUUUUAAUGUGUACCUAAGUUACCGAAGAAGAUAA